AUGGUUAACUUUUCAGGCCUUGCCAAGGAGGAUAACUUGGCCACGAUACCGGACGCAUGGGUGGGUUCCGCUUUUAAUGAGCUUACUGAAGGGGACAUUAUUGAGUUGGAGCGGAAGGGAUACUUUCGUGUUGACAAGGGUAUUGGGCAAGGUCCCGGAGGCAAAGCGGUGUUGUUCAAAAUUCCGACCGGUGCUUCUAAGUGA
Messenger RNA from Metarhizium brunneum ARSEF 3297, 204 nucleotides. The record is from RefSeq and is a predicted model, not a curated record. Lineage: Eukaryota; Fungi; Ascomycota; Sordariomycetes; Hypocreales; Clavicipitaceae.